CCGCGCCGAGAUGCAGCGCAGGUGAGCGGCUGCGAGGUCAAGGGGUGUCCCACGCUACCGCUACGUCUCUGCUCUGGCCCCGGGUCUGCGGGCAGGAGCCCCUCCAGCCCUCGCUCCCAUUGCCCCGAGCCAAUGCGGAGUGGCCGGAUCGCUGCGAGGAUUAUUUUACACUGAACUGAUCAAAUACUUUGAAAAUGACUUCAAAGCUCCCCUGGGUGUCCUUCAUACUCGCUGCAUUAAUACCUUCGAUUACAUUUUCUCUCAAACCUGACCAGGAAAAGGUUCUUCUGGUUUCAUUUGAUGGAUUCCGUUGGGAUUACUUAUAUAGAGUUCCAACACCCCAUUUUCAUUAUGUUAUGAAAUAUGGUGUUCGUGUGAAGCAAGUUACUAACAUUUUCAUUACAAAGACCUACCCUAACCAUUAUACUUUGGUAACUGGCCUCUUUGCAGAGAAUCAUGGGAUUGUUGCCAAUGACAUGUUUGAUCCUAUUCUGAACAAAUCUUUCUCCUUGGAUAACAUGAAUAUUUACAAUUCUGAGUUUUGGGAAGAAGCAACACCAAUAUGGAUCACAAAUCAGAGGGCAGGACAUACUAGCGGGGCAGCCAUGUGGCCUGGAACAGAUGUAGAAAUACAUAAGAGCUUUCCUACUCACUACAUGCCUUAUAAUGAGUCCAUUUCAUUUGAAGAUAGAGUUGCCAAAAUUAUUGAAUGGUUUACAUCAGAGGAGCCCAUAAAUCUUGGUCUUCUCUAUUGGGAAGAGCCUGACGACACAGGCCACAGUUUGGGGCCUGACAGCCCGCUCAUGGGGCCUGUCAUUGCAGAUGUUGACAAGAAGUUAGGGUAUCUCAUACAGAUGCUGAAGAAGGCAACGGUGUGGGACCGUCUGAACCUAAUCAUCACAAGUGACCAUGGAAUGAGCCAGUGUUCUGAGGGAAGGGUGAUAGAACUAGACCAGUAUCUGGCUAAAGACCACUAUAGCCUGAUAGACCAGUCUCCAGUAGCAGCUAUCUUGCCAAAGGAAGGGAAGUUUGAUGAAGUCUAUGAAGCACUAGCUUAUGCGCAUCCUAAUCUUACUGUUUACAAAAAAGAAGAGAUUCCUGAACAAUGGCAUUAUAAAUACAACAGGAAAGUUCAGCCAAUCAUAGCAGUGGCUGACGAAGGAUGGCACAUCGUGCAGAAUAAGUCAGAUGGCUUUCUGUUAGGCAACCAUGGUUAUGAUAACGCAUUAGCAGAAAUGCACCCAAUCUUUUUAGCCCACGGGCCUGCCUUCAAAAAGAAUUUCACCAAAGAAGCCAUGAACUCCACCGAUCUGUACCCACUGCUCUGCCACCUCCUCAAUAUCACUGCCAUGCCACACAAUGGAUCAUUCAGGAAUGUCCAGGAUCUGCUCAGUUCAACAACUCCAAGAGCAAUUCCUUACACGCAGAGCACUACACUCCUCCAUGGUGGUGUCAAACCAAGAGAAUAUGAACAAAAUGAGUCAUAUGCUUAUUUCAUAGGGGUCUCUCUCGGUAGCAUUUUAGUUAUUGUAUUUUUUAUAAUCCUUGUUAAGCAUUUAAUUCGCAGUCAGAUCCCUGCCUUACCAGAUAUGCAGGCUGAAAUAGUUCAACCAUUGUUGCAAGCCUAAUGCUUCCUUGAGGUGGAGAUUGUAUAAUUAUGUCAGUAUUUAGAGGUUUCAGAUUCUAGGAACCCGGUUCCUGAUGUUUGCACAGACCAUUAGGCAGUUGCAUACAUACACAGGCACAAUAACAUACACACACACGGGCGGACCAAAAUACACAUAUUUGCAGAGGAUUAACUAUGUGGAAAUGUGUUUGUGUUGUUCUUUCUAGUUUAGGGUAGAUAAGUUCCUGCCAUAUUUGGACUUGGCACAUAUAAUGUACAUAUUUAGCAACUUUGCACCACUUAAAGUAGCUUACAUAUUGCACUUUCAAUUAUGCUUCUGGUAGGUACUUUUAUGCACUUUAUGGACGGUUAUGUCUUAUAACUUGGUUGAAAAAGACAACCUUCUGUAUCCAUGUCACAGAAUCCUUGCUACCUAUUCUUUGAACUGAAUGAAAUUUCUAAUAAUUCCUAAAUAAUGUAGAAGUCUAUCUCAAAUUGGGAGAGCAAGAAGAAAGAACUGUUGAAAAUUAAACAUGACAUCCUUUGAACAUUGAAUUUCAGAGAGAUGCAUUCCCAACAGAAUGAUACAUCUGGUAUUCCCUGUCAGGUUUCAUUUUAAAGGUCAUGUCUUUUCAUUUUAUUUUUCAAAAAAAGAUUGAAAUACAGAUUAAUUCUAACCAUGUUUUUUCUGUCAUAAAAUUCAUUAUUGCUACUUCCUGGUAAGUUGUUUUACUCUGAUUUUUGUAAUAAUGAAGACAUCAUGAAUAUACAUUUCUUCCCUAUGUAGUCUAGCACUGGUCUGAACAGAAGAGAUUGCAUACCAUCUCAGCAGUGUUUUCUCUUAAAUAAUAUAGCUUCUUUGAAAAUUAAAUCACUGUUGCAUUAAAAAUCUAAUUAGGUAAAAUAA
Molecule: messenger RNA, 2513 nt
Organism: Manis pentadactyla (Chinese pangolin)
Lineage: Eukaryota; Metazoa; Chordata; Mammalia; Pholidota; Manidae
Gene: ENPP5
Product: ectonucleotide pyrophosphatase/phosphodiesterase family member 5
Exons: 4
Coding region: 195-1628 (477 amino acids)
Source: RefSeq, a predicted model, not a curated record